Jatropha curcas is the source of this 563-nucleotide messenger RNA. RefSeq lists its product as uncharacterized. The record is from RefSeq and is a predicted model, not a curated record. Lineage: Eukaryota; Viridiplantae; Streptophyta; Magnoliopsida; Malpighiales; Euphorbiaceae.
GAAGAAGGUGGUGGAUGGAGAGAAACUGAAUAGAAAUCAGAAGUUCUAAAGAUGGAAAAACAAGCUACAGAAAGUCGUGAAGAGCAGGAAAAGAAAGAGAAAUUAGAGGGUCUUCCAGUUGAGGACAGCCCUUAUCUGCAAUACAAGGACUUGGAAGAUUACAAGCUAAAGGGCUAUGGAACUCAAGGCCAUCUCCAGCCAAAGCCUGGCCGCGGAGCCGGCGCCACCGAUGCACCCACUCUUUCUGGUGGCUCUGUCCCUCGAGAUGCUGAUGUUAGUACCAUUGAUGCUAUAACUAGUCGUCCCAAGAAGCCUUAAAUUUUAUUCCUCAAAAUUAAAAAAGAAAACCACCUUAGUUUUUUUUAGUUUUUUUUUUUUUUUUUGGAUGAAUAUAUAGAUGGGGAUUAAAUAAAGUUGGGUAAUUAAACUUUCAGCUUUCUUUUUUCAAAUUAAAAAAAGAUAAUAAAUAACAGUGAUUAAGGAAAAUGUGACCUGUGUAUAUUUGUAUGUUCUUUCUAUAAUUGAUGUGUUUAAUUAUAUAUCUUCUGUUCAUGAAGAUGAAA